This is a messenger RNA of Neurospora tetrasperma FGSC 2508, 897 nucleotides long. RefSeq lists its product as uncharacterized. Gene Ontology annotation, molecular function: chitosanase activity. The transcript is spliced from 2 exons. Bases 1 to 897 code for a protein of 298 amino acids. The record is from RefSeq and is a predicted model, not a curated record. Lineage: Eukaryota; Fungi; Ascomycota; Sordariomycetes; Sordariales; Sordariaceae.
AUGCUACUCUCAUUACGCUUCCUCAUUCUAACCAUCAGUUUCCUGGCCUCCUUGGCCUCCGCCCGCGACGUCCCAUCCAACCUCCAAAACCUCUACACCAAACUACUCAAGCAAAAAAAAUGCAAACACCCUCUAGCCUCGGGCUUCUACAGCACCGCAGACGGCCCCAACACCUACUCUUACUGCGGCGACCACCUCUCCGAUUUCCGGAUCCUCUACAUCCGCGGCCGCGGCCGCGGUCGACUAGCCAACAUGGACGUGGACUGCGACGGCGUACAAGGAGGGGCUAGUGACGACGGAAGAUGUUCCAUCGGUGUGAGCGCGGAUUACCAGUCGACCACGGCCUUCCAGGACAUGGUGGCGGCGUAUAACGUUUCGGGGGUCCGGGAUCUGAACACGUACGUGCAUCCGUACGUGGUAUUUGGAAACGAAGUUGAGAACGACAACAACGGCAAGGAUUUGAGGUGGAAUGUCUUUGAUCCGAGGGCGUAUCUGGUUGAACCGCUCAGCGUGAUGGCGGUGGUGUGCGAUGGGGGCAGCAAGCUGGUGUAUGGAGUGUGGGGCGAUACGAAUGGGGAUGAUGGGGAUAAGAGCAUGGUGGGGGAGGCGAGCCUGGCGCUCGCGACGGCGUGUGGAGGGGGAGAGAUGAGUGGGAGUAAUGGGAUUGAUGAGGAGGAUGUGUUGUAUUUGGCGUUUGUGGGGUCGGAGGCGGUGCCGGGUAAGAUGGGGGCGAAGUGGGAUGCGGGCAGUUUUGACGAGUUUGAGAGGAGCAUUGAGGGGUUGGGGGAUCACUUGAUCCAGAGGAUUCCGGCGGAUGGGAAGGCGUCGGGGACGGUGAGGGUGUCGUGGGGAUUGAUGAUUUGGAUGUUUGUGGCUUUAGGAGACAUGUGUGAUUGA